CUGAUCAAAACCCAUACUCGACCCAAAAUUGAAAGCAUGGGUUUUGAUAUCGAAAGUCUCUUUUCUCUUCAUUAUGAGUAAUUUACCUUGGUUAACAAUAAUUGUUAUUUUGCCCAUAUCUGCGGGGUUAUUAAUCCCAUUAUUUCCCCAUAAAGGAAAUAAAAUGAUUCGAUGGUAUACUCUAGGUAUUUGCUUAUUAGAUCUUCUUUUAAUGACCUAUAUAUUCCGUUAUCAUUAUCAUUUUGAUAAUUCAUUAAUCCAAUUGGAGGAGGAUUAUAACUGGAUAAAUCUUAUCCAUUUUCAUUGGAAACUGGGAAUUGAUGGAUUUUCCAUUGGACUUAUUUUAUUAACGGGAUUUGUAACUACUUUAGCUACUUUAGCUGCUUGGCCAGUUACUCGGAAUCCGCGAUUAUUGCAUUUCUUGAUGUUGGCAAUGUACAGUGGCCAAUUGGGGUUAUUUGCUUCUCGAGAUAUUCUACUUUUCUUUCUCAUGUGGGAGUUGGAACUAAUUCUUGUUUACCUACUUUUAUCCAUGUGGGGGGGAAAAAGACGUCUAUAUUCGGCCACAAAAUUUCUUUUGUAUACUGUCGGUGGUUCCAUUUUUAUCUUAAUGGGAGCUUUAAGUAUGGGUCUCUAUGGAUCUCAUGGACCAACCUUUGAUUUUGAAUUAUUAGCUAAAAAAGAUUAUCCCAUCACACUUGAAAUACUAUUAUAUUUAGGGUUUUUGAUCGCUUAUGCAAUAAAAUUGCCAAUCUUCCCUUUACAUACCUGGUUACCAGAUACUCAUGGGGAAGCACAUUAUAGUACAUGUAUGCUUUUGGCCGGAGUUCUAUUGAAAAUGGGGGGAUAUGGGUUGAUUCGGAUCAAUAUGGAAUUGCUACCUCAUGCUCAUUCUUUGUUUUCACCAUGGUUGAUAUAA
This is a messenger RNA of Cryptomeria japonica (Japanese cedar), 919 nucleotides long. Its product is annotated as NAD(P)H-quinone oxidoreductase chain 4, chloroplastic-like. The transcript has a single exon. Gene Ontology annotation, biological process: aerobic respiration; electron transport coupled proton transport; ATP synthesis coupled electron transport. Gene Ontology annotation, molecular function: ubiquinone binding; NADH dehydrogenase (ubiquinone) activity. The coding region runs from base 74 to 919 and encodes 281 amino acids. The record is from RefSeq and is a predicted model, not a curated record. NCBI's taxonomy places the organism in Eukaryota, Viridiplantae, Streptophyta, Pinopsida, Cupressales, Cupressaceae.